AGCAGGUGUCGAGCUGAAAGAUCGGAGUCACUUUCCUGGCCGGUGGGGAUUGGGGGGGAACCACAACCGUUGCACUGCCCUUCUGGAAGGAAAUCAGCAUGUCCCUGACGCCCGUAUCCGAAGUCUAUCGUCGCAGCCAGUCAUCCGAGCUGAGCAGCCCGGUUUCAAAAACAAAGUCGGGCAAGUCGGCGACCGCCAGUUUUCCCCCCAUACAUAGGGUUAGGUGCAGACAGCGACCCAGCGAAAGGGCGGUGGAUUCCAUCCCAGUUGCCAGGUGUGGCUGCAUGAUCUGCAUGACACUGGCUGACAUCUGGGCCAGUCAGUGCAGGCCCAAUGUCAACCAAGACUUUGCGGCUCGGAGGGAAAUGGGCCGCUCGUCGCCAGGCUGGAUGGUGGUUGGCAGUUGGCAUGGGCGUUCGAAGGGCCGUGGAAGGGGCGCAAUACGGGGUUCGCCAUGGACACGUGUGGUGGGCUGUCCGUGUUCCCCUUUCCUGGCUCCCCACCCAUCGCUAUACUAUCGCUACUAUUGCAUUCCGAGACGCCGUAGAUUCCGGGCUUGAGCGAGACGACCGUAGUCAUGGUAUUGAUCUCGAGUACGAGAUGCAAUCCAUCAAUCGAUGGGGAUUUUCCGAUCAUGCCGUCAUGAAGGAUCGGCCCCGGUACUACUAG
Molecule: messenger RNA, 669 nt
Organism: Aspergillus sclerotioniger CBS 115572
Lineage: Eukaryota; Fungi; Ascomycota; Eurotiomycetes; Eurotiales; Aspergillaceae
Exons: 1
Coding region: 99-560 (153 amino acids)
Source: RefSeq, a predicted model, not a curated record